Messenger RNA from Emys orbicularis (European pond turtle), 579 nucleotides. RefSeq names its product MyoD family inhibitor domain containing 2 (gene MDFIC2). Lineage: Eukaryota; Metazoa; Chordata; Testudines; Emydidae. The record is from RefSeq and is a predicted model, not a curated record. The transcript has 3 exons. The coding region runs from base 1 to 579 and encodes 192 amino acids.
AUGCCUGAAGAUUAUAGAUGGAGAAGUGGAGGUGGGGGCCAAUGUGAUAAGAUACAAGAAUGGAGGGACAGAGUUGCAAAGGGCUUUGAAGGUGAAGAUAACCAGCUUACAAGUGAAAAACAUAAAGACAAGAAACCUAUGAAAGGUAUUAUGAGUUCAGUGUCGGAAUUCAGCAUCACAGACGCUCCAUCCAAGGACACCAAAAAUGAGAAGAAAUUGUCAGACUCUAGUACAUCAUCAUUAUCUUCCCUUGAGAAGUGCAGGACACAAUUCACCUACAUCGAAAAUGAUGCAUCAGUUCAUCAGAGAGACAGUGAUGAUGAAUGUGCAUCUCUUAUCCUGGCCUGCUUGUUCUGCCAAUUUUGGGACUUUCUUAUAAUGCUGCCUAAUACCUGUGAAAAUUGGUUGAUAAAUAUGUGCUGUCCAUCCUAUAGAUAUCACCAUACCUCCAGUGAAAACCACUCCAACAAUGACUGUAACUGUGACUGUGACAUUGAUUGCAGCAUUUUUGAAUCCUGUCACGAAACCAGUGAAUGUCUGGAACUUGCCUUGGAGAUUUCUGAAGUCUGUUAUCGCUAA